AUCUCGAGAAAACUAACAAAAUUAGCCGUCAAAAUCUCAUUUGAUUACAUCCUUAGACAUUUCUCUCUCUCUCUCUCUUCGUCGUCCCCCAAUAAAUAGUGGGUUCGUGACCGUAUUUCCACCUGUCCUUCACACGUCCGACACCUGCCCGUCUUUCCCCUCUGCGAAGUGUUCAUCGCUUUAUUAUGAAAUCUUUCUCGAAAGUUCUCUUAAUCCCUUUGCGCAGGCGGAAAGAUUCUUUGCAUAUUCCAUUAAGUUUUGUAAUCUGCUCUGCUCUGUUUCGCAGUCCCAUCGAGACAUUUCUACUAAGAGAAGGUGACGGAUUGAUAGUGAUUUGAGAACGAUCGAAGAAGGUCGAUAUGAUCUAAGUGAGCUCGACUUUUCCACUGAUUUUACUUUUUUUUUUUUUUCGUUUUUUCUUCUUCAGAUUUUGUAGCUUCAAAGUAGUUCUUGACGUUCUACUUUGAGAUUCCGGUCGAAGAUUGAGAAAGUCUUGUUUAUUAUUUUUCUUGAAGGAUUUGCGGGUUUUGGUGCAAGGUAUCUUGCAGUAAAGGUGAAAUUUUUGGAGUAAUUCCUUGUAAAAAUCGGUAUCUUCCUUGUCUAAAUUCCCAAAGAUUAAGGAAUCAGAGAGUUUAUACCCCAAACUAAGCUUUAAAACUGUAAAUUGAGGGCAAGGCAUCACGAGAAUGUUCUUCUUUCGGAAAAGACUUCAGUUUGUCUUGAAUAGCAAUUGUGAUGGCACAGACAGAACUUGAUUCUUCCUGGGCCCCCUCAACUGGCGAAUCCUUCCAGGACUCCUUCAAUCUACAGAUAGAGGAAGGAAACCCAGCUGACUUUUUACCUGUGCUGGAAGUUUCCACUUCAUCAUUAUGCCAAAAGAAUACCAUACCAAAGCCACCUCCACUCCCUGGUAAAAAUUUUGGCAAAGUCAACUUCCCAAAGAGGGUCAUAGACUGUAGUUAUGUUUCCAAGGAAAUUAAAGAUAUGUGGGAUAAGCUUUUUAAGGAAGCAUAUGGAGCAGAUGUCCAUAUUUUGACCGAGGGAAAAGCCAUCAUUCCUGCACAUUCAAGUGUUCUGGGUAUGGCAUCACCAGUGCUGAGAAACCUUUUGCAGCAAGCGAGAGUUAGGAAUGGUGUUAGAUAUAUCAUGAUCCCAGGGUUACCCUCUGAAGCUGUUUAUGCCUUUGUCCGCUUUCUUUACUCCUCCUGCUAUGAGCAGGAAGAGAUGAAGAAGUUUGUUCUCCACCUGCUGGUUUUGUCUCACUCCUUCUUGGUUCCAUCACUAAAAAGGAUAUGCACAAACCUAUUAGAGCAGGCAUGGCUUACCAUAGAGAAUGCAACUGAUGUGCUUCAGUUGGCAAGGCAGUGUGAUGCACCACGCCUUUCCCUCAUUUGUGUCCGUCUCAUUCUAAAGGACUUCAAGACUGUUUCUGCAACUGAAGGAUGGAAAGUGAUGAGGAAAGCUGAUCCUGCACUUGAGCAAGAGAUUCUUGAAUUAGUUGUUGAAGCUGAUUCUAAUAAACAUGAGAAGAUGAAGAAGAUGGAAGAGAAGAGGAUGUACCUGCAACUGCAUGAAGCCAUGGAAGCACUUCUGCACAUAUGCAAAGAUGGAUGUAGGACUAUUGGGCCACGUGACAAAGUCCUGAAAGGAAGCCAGGUAGCCUGUGGCUUCCCAGCUUGCAAGGGUCUUGAGACAUUGGUGCGACACUUCUCUAGUUGCAAGACACGUGUGCCCGGUGGAUGUGUUCACUGCAAGCGCAUGUGGCAGCUUCUUGAACUGCAUUCUCGUAUGUGCAAUGAACCGGAUUUUUGCAAGGUUCCUCUCUGUAGGCAUUUCAAAGAAAAGAUGCAGCACCAGAGCAAAAAGGACGAGGCGAAGUGGAAGUUAUUAGUCAGCAAGGUGAUAGCAGCAAAGAACAUCUCGAAGGCCUCCUCUCGACGGCCUGUUAUUUUGUAACCGAACCCAUAUAUAGUCAAGUGUAUAUACAAUAUGAUGGGUUUUACAUCUCAAAAUGUUCACCAUCAGACCCAACGAAAGCUAUAACCUAAGGAGCUGCUUGGUUAGCAAGCAUUUUGUCAUGUAAAUUCUCAAUAAAUCCAAUAUAAAUAACAUGGUUAGAAAUAAGACCUGUUCUAGAUACACUGACCUUGUGCAAGGCUUUUCCCAUUGGAAAGGAAGUUGGAAUAAGUCUUAUUUUUAUGACGACAAUUGAAUUGUGUAUGCACACAUCCGCCUUAUUUUUUUGUUGUUUUGGUACUCGUCAACUUCUGUUUCUCAGGUUCUAGUUAUUCCUCCUGUAAUUGAUUCAUAUUCAAGAGGCCUUUCACAUAAAUAUUUGAACUCUACAAGGGACCAGUGAGAUUUCCAUGGCCCAAGCCAUUUGAUUUUA
Nelumbo nucifera (sacred lotus) is the source of this 2389-nucleotide messenger RNA. Lineage: Eukaryota; Viridiplantae; Streptophyta; Magnoliopsida; Proteales; Nelumbonaceae. The record is from RefSeq and is a predicted model, not a curated record.